ACCCCUGACCUCCUUCAAACAGUCUUGCAAACACAUAGCAGACAGCCGAGUCGCAGCCAGCACUUCCCGCGAGUCGCGCCGGUGCUGUGACCCUUGUAUCCUAUUUCUGUGUCCGCGCGGCGCCCCUGUCGCUGCGUUUGCUUUUUGGCAUUGCCUGGCGAGAGGCUUGCCUAACAAAGGCUCCUACAAGGCUGCUACACGAUAAGGAAACGACUUGCGCGGCCUUUCCCGCGCUUGCUUCGGUCCGUCGGCGCUUGCUCUGCUGGUCCGUCCAGCACGCCACUGUCCGCUCGAGGCGUCCCCAGGCCACCGACUCAAGCAGCGGCUCUAGCUGCAACCGCGCUCUCCAUCCUUCACGCUAGCAACUCCAGCAGCACGAUGGAGCUGCUACCCAAAGCCCGCGCGGCCGGCGCCAGUUCCCCCGCCGCGGCCUCGGCCACGGCCGCCACCUCCCACCCCGGCGGCCGCUGGCACCAAUGCGCCGCCGCCGCCGCUGCUGCUACUGCUGCCGCUCCUGCUGCUGCCGCUCCUGCUGGUGCUGCUGCUGCUGGCAGUGGCGCCGGCCGCCUGCUCGGGUCGCGGUCGGCGCUGCACUCGGCGGCGGCGGCGGCCGCGGUGUGUGUCCUGCUGCUGGUGGUGCUGCCGCGCGGCGCAGUGGCUGACGGCGGCUGGGACGGCUGGAUUGUGGGUCGAGCCACCUACUACGGCAACGACGGAGGCGCUACCAUCGACCAGGGCAGCUGCAUGUACGGCUACCUGCCCAACGGCAUGGUGUCCACGGGUCAGGACAUCGCGGCGCUGUCGGACACCGACCCCAACUUCGGCGGCAGCUGCGGCCGCUGCUACGAGGUGCAGUGCAACCCCGCCUCCUUCAACGACGGCUACGGCCAGUGGCUGGACCGCAGCGGUGCCUGCUACAACGGCGCCGGCAGCGUCAUCGUCACCAUCACCGACUCCUGCCCCUGCCACUACCCCAACAACGCCUACAGCAACAAGCGCUGGUGCUGCGGCGACAUGCGGCACCUGGACCUCAGCUACAUCGCCUUUGGCAAGAUCGCCAACCUGGGUGAGGGAGUGAUCGGCGUCAAGUUCCGGCAGGUGUCCUGCCCCGGCUACUCGGCGCCCACGCCCCGCCAGAACUCGUGGGAUUUCUGGCAGGGCGGCAGCAGCAGCAGCAGCAGUAGCUCGAGCAGCAGCAGCAGCUGGAGCCAGAACUGAGAGAGCGGAAGGAAGCCGAGCGCUUCUGGGUGCUUGUGGAGCUAGAGUGUGGAUGGACCCAGGGCGGGCGGGCAUGAUGUGCAGCAGGCGAUGUGGAAUCGCGGUUGCGGGCGAGCGAGCGAGCGAGCCAGCGGGCGAGCGAGCGGGUGGUGUGAGUGAUUGUGGUGGUUGUCGCGAUCGGGCGCAAGGACGUGAUGAUGUGAGGCUGCGACGGACAGGCGUGCGUGCGUGUUUGUGUGGUGCCCAGAGGAGUGGGCGAUGCGGAAACACGUGUCAUCUUACGAAACAUGGCAUGUUCAUGUGCAAACAUGAUUAGUUAUGGCUGGCUGUGCGUGCCCGUGCGUGCUUGCGUGCGUGCGGGCAUCCAUGGUGUGCGCGGUGGUUGGGUCAUCGGUUGGGUGUGAGUGCGUGCGUGGCGAUGGUACUGCGGGCGGCAUGGUUGAGAGGCAUAUAUACCGCGGCAACCAAGGCGCCGGUUUGUCAGCAAGUACGGCAUCUUUAGGGAACGAACUUCAACUGAAUCACGCAAGCACGGAUAGAUGACACGGAUUUGUGUGUGUGUGUGUGUGUGUGUGUGUGUGUGUGUGUGUGUGUGUGUGUGUGUGUGUGUGUGUGUGUGUGUGUGUGUGUUUGGGCGCGCCGAUGUACUGUGGUGGGUGGGUGUGCUCCCCCUAAAUACGCCUGACAUAGGUGAAUAAUGCAGGAGUGCAGGAUGAGGACGGCAUCAGUGGGCGGUGCCUAUGUGUCUGCUCACCAGGUCAAGGCACAGUGGUGAGGCGUGGAGGUUUGAAAAGUGCUCGUCAGUAAUAGCGAGCAGAGCAGACAGCAGGAUGCACGGGCGGCAUUGCAAUACAAUCAAGGUGCAGGAUGUGCGUGAAGGAAGUUAGGCGGCGGGCACGCACGGGAGGCGGGCCAGCCAGGCAACAUGUUUUCGUGACGCGCGGAGUAAGGGUUGUUAGGAACGGUGGGCCGGCGGAACGGUGGGCCACACGGGAAAGCAAGGGGCGGAAGGCAUUUGCAUGUAUGCAUGCUGACGCGCACGGUAUGUUUUGCGCUCGCUGUUGCGCGCACACGCGCACGCACACGCACGACGUGUAAGACUGCAAUGGGGCUGCGGUUGGUCCUGCAAAUCAUGACAUGGUUAAACCUGGUUAAACCUGGCUUACACUGGAGCUGUCGGCAGGGGGACGGGGGGGGUCCGCCUCUUUCUGGGGCCCUACCUGGGGGGGCCCAGCUGGCAGUGCGGUGCUGCCCCCGCGCCGUGGACCCUCGGAAACGGCGCGGGAACGAACCGGCCGCGCGCCAACGGCCAAACGGCUGAACCCCGCGCCGCGGAGCACUGAGCUGCUGUUGCCUGCAUUUUGAUUGUAUCGCCAUUUUGUUGAAGUAUGUUGUGAUGGUGUGGCUGGUACGCGCGCUAGCUCACCGGCCGUUGUGCGCCAGGGAAAGGGCGGAAAUAGGCGGAAGCCGCAUGCAGGCGCAGCCCAAUUGCGCCCCGGCGGACACGCACGGCGCCAAAAUGUCGCGUUUUUCAAUUGAUGAAUCCCGUGACUCUCCAU
Messenger RNA from Chlamydomonas reinhardtii, 2777 nucleotides. RefSeq lists its product as uncharacterized. Gene Ontology annotation, biological process: plant-type cell wall organization. The transcript is spliced from 7 exons. The record is from RefSeq and is a predicted model, not a curated record. NCBI's taxonomy places the organism in Eukaryota, Viridiplantae, Chlorophyta, Chlorophyceae, Chlamydomonadales, Chlamydomonadaceae. Bases 379 to 1218 code for a protein of 279 amino acids.